AGCCGGUCGUCAGCUGAUGUCGUUCGAAUAUCGUUCAACUUCGGUCGUGCCAACCAGGUCGUCAGCAUCUCAGACUUGCCUCCGUGAUUCCUCUUUGCUUUUUUUCAAUUGGACGGAGCGGAAGCGCACUCAGCGGACAGCGCAUUCGGCCCGCCUCGCCGAAAAGAGAGGGAAAACAAUCCUGUAUAUAUCAUCAUCGUCAUCGCAGACGUUUACCCCUAUGCAUCCCUCGACCUCGUCUCGGACAUCACAACUCAGACCAUAAUUAGUACCUGAACACCUCAUCUACCUCGGACACAUCAGUGAUCACCACCUCAAUCAGGAUUCUGCCGCGAUGGAAUCUCCCACUCUCGAGCAAAGCAACAGCAAGAAACAGUACGAUGAGCCUAGCAACUCGUUCGCCCAGGAUGCCAAACUCGCCACCGACAAGGAACAGUCGAUGACGCUGAUGCAGGGUAUCCGCCUAUACCCUAAAGCUAUCGGAUGGAGUAUCGUCAUCUCGACAUGUAUCGCAAUGGAGGGUUACGAUCUGUGUCUGUUGGGCAACUUUUACGGAUUCCCUCAAUUCAACGAAAAGUUUGGUGAGCUGGGUCCGGAUGGGACGUACCAAGUCCCAGCACGAUGGCAAGCCGGUCUGAGUAACGCCGCCAACUGUGGCGAGAUCAUCGGUCUCUUCAUCAACGGUCUCGUCGCCGAACGAUUCGGAUACAAGAACACCAUGCUCGCCUGUCUCAUCUCGAUGAUCGGCUUGAUCUUCAUCCCGGUGUUCGCCACGAGCGGGUCUUUGAUCCAGCUCUUGUUCUACUACUUGAUCGCUGGUAUUCCUUGGGGUAUCUGGCAGACUUUGACGAUCACCUAUGCUUCCGAGGUCUGCCCUAUCGCUUUGCGAGGUUACCUGACCACCUACGUCAACUUCUGCUGGGGUAUCGGUCAAGUCAUCGGAGUCGGGGUCAUCAAAUCGCAACUCAACAACAAGACCGAGUGGGCCUACCGUCUCCCCUGGGCUUUGCAGUGGAUGUGGCUCCCCUUCCUGAUCACCGGUGUGGCGUUGGCUCCCGAGUCUCCCUGGUUGUUGGUCCGAAAGGGUCGAAUGGAGGACGCUAGGAAAAACUUGCUCCGCUUGACCAGUCUGAACCGUGAGACCGGGUUCGAUGCCGAUGAGACCUUGGCCAUGAUGGCCCACACCACCGCCAUGGAGGCUCAGAUGACCACCGGCUCGUCCUACAAGCAAUGUUUCACCGGUAUCAACCGUCGUCGAACCGAAAUCGUCUGCAUGGUCUGGGCGAUCCAAAACCUAGCCGGAAACUCGUUUACCGGGUACAGCAACUAUUUCCUUCAACAAGGAGGACUGCCCGCCUCCUCCGCCCUCUCGUUCGUCCUCGGUCAAUACGGAAUCAACUGUGUCGGCGUCUUUGGAGCCUGGGCCUUGAUGUCUUGGGGAUUCGGUCGAAGAUCGCUCUACCUCUACGGUCAAUGCGGACUCUGCGUCAUGCUCUGUAUCAUGGGCUGCAUGUACUUUGUCCGUGACAAGCACCCCGAGGCCGCCGCGUUGGCUACGGGGGGGAUGAUGCUCGGCUGGGCGACCGUCUACCAACUCACCGUCGGUACGAUCUGCUACUCGAUCGUCGGUGAGAUCCCCUCCCGACAACUCCUCGUCAAGACGAUCGCCCUCGGCCGAAACGCGUACAACGUCGUCGGGAUCGUCUGCAGCGUCUUGACUCCUUACAUGGUCAACCCGACCGCUUGGAACUGGCAACAACUCACCGCGUUCUUCUGGGCUGGGAUCUGUUUCUGUUGCAUUGUCUACACGUUCUUCCGGAUCCCGGAGACCAAGGGACGAUCGUUUGCCGAGUUGGACCUCUUGUUCGAACACCGCGUCUCUGCCAGGCGAUUCGCUUCGACCGACCUCGACGUCUUUGACACCACCGAAGCCAAGGCCGCCGCUCGUGCCGUCGAGAUGGGUGAAGACAAGGACCUCCCGGUUCACGUCGAAAAGACGGCGAGGGUGUGCUGAGUCUCGUCUUUCCGUGAAAUCCGGCGCCAGCAUUGUCGGAACGUGCGCUGGUCAUUGUGCAAAUUUAGGAAAUGUAUUAUAGUAGUGCCUUCAGGUUCAGGCUACUUCGACUUUUGUCAAAUCAUCUAUACGUACAUCUAGGUUGUGCUCCUAUUCAAUAAUCUCGAUCAUCUACA
Molecule: messenger RNA, 2190 nt
Organism: Filobasidium floriforme
Lineage: Eukaryota; Fungi; Basidiomycota; Tremellomycetes; Filobasidiales; Filobasidiaceae
Product: maltose permease MAL61
Exons: 6
Coding region: 335-2014 (559 amino acids)
Biological process (GO): carbohydrate transport; transmembrane transport
Cellular component (GO): membrane
Molecular function (GO): carbohydrate:proton symporter activity
Source: RefSeq, a predicted model, not a curated record